This is a messenger RNA of Hydra vulgaris (swiftwater hydra), 4070 nucleotides long. Its product is annotated as serine/threonine-protein kinase ULK4. Lineage: Eukaryota; Metazoa; Cnidaria; Hydrozoa; Anthoathecata; Hydridae. The record is from RefSeq and is a predicted model, not a curated record. Gene Ontology annotation, molecular function: ATP binding; protein kinase activity. Gene Ontology annotation, biological process: protein phosphorylation.
CAUUUUUUUAUUAUUGUUUUUUUAAACAGAAAAGUGCAAAUUUGUAUUAUAAAGCAAAUGCAUGGAGAAUUUUGUGUUAUAUGAUGAAAUAGGAAAAGGAAAUCAAAGGGUUGUUUACAAAGGUCGUCGCAAAGGAACUAUUAAAUAUGUUGCUAUACAUUGUAUUGAAAAAUCCAAGCGUAAUCAAUUGCAAAACAGUGUUCGCAUAUCACACCAACUAAAUCACCCCAAUAUUGUUCAUUUUUAUGAGUGGUAUGAGACAUCAAAUCAUUUUUGGUUAGUUGUUGAACUUUGUACUGGUGGUUCACUUCAAACUGUCCUUCAACAAGACAUCGUUUUACCUGAAAAAACUAUCAAAAGUUUUGGUAAAGAUUUAGUAAGUGGUUUGUUAUACCUUCAUUCUUUGGAUAUAGUGUACUGUGACUUGUCCCCUCAAAAAAUUAUUUUAGACAGUAAUGGAACGCUUAAGUAUAGUAACUUUUCAUUGUCUUGUUUGCGAGGUGAAGAUUUUGAUGAAACUAUCAAAAUGAGUUCAGUUUCAUAUAAAGCACCUGAGGUAAUUGAUGGUCAUUUGGUAUCUUUAGAAGCUGAUUUGUGGUCACUUGGAUGUUUGUUGUACCAAAUGUUUACUGGAAACACACCAUUUCAUGCUUCUUCAUAUGAGAAAAUUUGUGAAAAAAUAAGAAGUCAAACCGUUGUUUAUCCAAUACAAAAUUUAAAUGGAGGCUCCAUAAAGGCUACUGAAAACUUGUACACACUUAUUGCAGGGUUGCUUCAGAAAGAUCCCACUAAAAGAAUUGACUGGUUUGAAUUAUGUUUGCACCCUUUUUGGGAAGGUGAGCUUAGUCAUCUGACAGAUAUAGUUGAACAUUUAAAAACUUCACAACAAUUACAAGAUUCUUUAUGCAAUGAUUCAUCUCAAUUGGAAACUUUAAAUGCAAAUUUAGAUCUAUCUCAGAGCUGCAUUGAAAAUGAUUCUCUUCUAAGUCACAAAAGUUUUCAUCAGGAUUUUGAUGCUUUAGGUAAUGUCCUGGAUAUCCCACCUGAAGAAAAGUUAAAUUUACUUUCUUUAGAGCCAGAUAACAAUUUUAAUAUUGCUAAAGGAACAUAUUUACUUUCAAAAAAUGACGAUGAGUUAGAUGAGUUAAAUGCUGCUUCAGAUAAUAUAAAUACAAAUGAUUUAGAUCAAAUAAAUACACAAAAUAUUCUGGAGAGUUCUAUGGAGAAUUCUAAAGUUGUUAUUGACUUACUUAAAAGCAAUUCUACAACCUUAAAACAAAGCGACGGUUUUAUUGGUCUUAACUUAAAUGUCAUUGAUCACCUUUAUCACUCAAGUGAUCUUACAGUGACUCCUAUUGCAGAAAAUUCUAAGCUUUUAAAGCUAUCACUUCUUAAAUGGGAUGUAAGUAGUCUGGGUUUUAAUACUGUGAGUUUGCAAGUUUUACAAGACAGCAGCAAAGACUAUUUAAAGCAAUACCUUAAUGUUGUUUUUGAUACAUUUUUAAAAUUUCAUAAGUCCCAAGAAAAAGUUGGUAUACGCUCUAAGUUGAAUUUACUUGCAUAUCUAAUUGCAAUAGCUAAGGUAAAAGAGAUCUCAAAUUUGAUUUUAGAAGAACAUUAUCAACAGUAUUUACUCAAGGAACUAAAGCACUCUCAAAACAUUGAAGUCAAGAUACGUAUUGGGCGUUUAUUAGGAGUGAUUGGCAGUUGUUCAAGUUACAUUUCUCCCUCGUUUAAUAUGUCUGAAAUAUUUAAUAUAUCUGCAGAUCAAAUAAAACAAAAUUUUCGUUUAUCUCACAUCAAGCAAUCAUUUCUACCUGUUAUUGGAGAGUUUCUUUUCUUUGCUGCUACUCAAGAAGAAACUGAGAACAAAGUUCUUCACCAAUGGGAGCCUUCUGGUGCUGUAUUUACCAUAAUAAAUAAGUGUUUACAACAAUCUGAUGACCAUGUUGCUAGGCAUAUUGCAGCAAAAAUUAUAGAGAAUGUGACAACCACAACUGGUCGGUAUUGUAAAAAGUUUUUGACAAAUGAAGUUGGCUUGGGUUUGUGGAAUCUUUAUUCUCAUGCUACAACAGAUAUCGAAAAAGCUACUGCAGCUUCAGCGUUGGCUCAUCUUUCUAUGCACUCUCCUACCAUUAUGCAGCAUGUAUCUGAUAGAGCUGGUUUUAAUGUCUUCCAGGAAGCUCUUUUUACUGGGGUUUUGCAAAGUCAGAUCUCAUUUGUCACAAUAUUUGUAACUUUGUUAUCAAGUUCAAUUCACUUUAAACGCAUUAUGCAAGAAGAUGGUUUUUUAAGAAGAAUAAUCCAAAAUCUGGAUUCGCCUUCUUUUAUUUUACAAGCAAAAAUUUAUAUUUUACUCUGUGAAAUGAUUUCUCGUUCUCACGAAACACUUCUGAAUUCGUGUGAAUUAAAGUUGAUAGGACAUUUAGAAAAGAAUGCUAGAAAAGCAGCAACAAGUGAACAUAAUGAAACAUCUGAGUAUGCGCAUAAAUGUUUGGGUGUAUUAGCUAACACAAUAGUCACCAUAUUGCCAAGUGUAUUUGAAGGUAUACUACACAUUUUAGAAGUUGUAACUGGUCGUCAUCAUCCUAACCCAGCUCAAACCAAGCAGCUUAGGAGUCAUUUACCUUUAAUGACCAUUGCUCUGCACCUUGUCACCAGUUCACUGUUUCGUAAAAAAAUCAUUAAAUCUAUAGAUUUUAUUCAAUAUAUUGGGAAGAUUUUACAAAUGGUUAACAAAAUUGGUAUUGGAGAAAUAAACCUUUCAGGAGCCAGCAUAGUUACUCUAGCUGAAAACUUAACAUCUGAUGUGUUUUCGGUAGUUGAAGCAAUUGGACAGCAUCCACUUAUUCUGUUAGAAAACAUUUCUGACAUAGUCAAUCAUAUUCUUCCUAUGUUAAUAUUGUUUAGAAAAAGUGACGAUGGGAAUUUACGAAUGUUGUCUUGCAGAUUAUUUACAAACAUAGCUUCCAUAUAUCUUGAAAAGGAAGACGAUGCAACACCCAGACAAACAAAUGUAGAUAUUCUAAUAAAGAUGAUAGAAAAUACAUUUGUAAACGAGAUUGAAGAUUUUCUACUAGAUCAAGAUCCUUUGCCUUCUUAUUGCUUGCGUCUUGUACUUUUAUGCGCAGAAAGGUCCCCUCAUGUUAUUAAUGGUAUGCUUAAAGAAAAGGUCAUAUCUACCUUGUUACAUAUACUUGAAACUCAUCAAAACGAAACAGGCAAUUCAACACUUCUAAAUGCAAUUGGUUUGUUAAAUCUUUUUAUAAUGAAGAAGGAGCUAGAUUUUUCAUGGCUGUGCAAUUUAGGUUUAAUCGAAUACCUUACUUCAGCUUUUAUGGAAGUUGCAUCUUCAAAAGAGGAUGAUACAUCAUUACUGUUGCAGCUGUUAGAUACAAUACAACAAAUUUAUAAAAAAAUUGAAACUGCAGUAAAAAGCGUUCUUUUAAACAAGUACCAAAGCUCAUCCAAUAAAGAUCUCUCGUUAGAAAAAAACAAUGUUGAAAAGUUACUUAAACAGAGUAAAGGGCUUUGCGAGCUUAAUGGUAUAUUUGUUAAUUUGCUAGUUUUUGACGACGAUGACAUAAAAGAGUGGGCGUGCAGGUGCUUGUAUUUAUCAGCGGAACUUUUUGGUGGGAGUAAUGACAGCUGGUUUACUAAUAACAAUGUCGUUAUUUUUUUUCAAGCCAUUUUGUCAAGUAAUCGAAAACGCCAAAAGAUUUUAUUAAGGGUUAUUAAACGCUAUGUUACUUCUAAUGCAGCACUCAAAGAUAAAUUUAAAUCGUCUUUCAAUGAAAUUCAGCCCAUUCUAGAAAAUUUGAUGAGAAUAGAACCUCGAGACAGCGAUGAUAAAUUUGUUAAAGAUGUUAGCAACGACUUGUUAAAAAUAUUUUUUACAUAAUAAGUUUGCACGUUAGUACAAAAUAUCAUUGUGUACGGAAAAAAUGAUUUUAAAAGAAACUUCAUAAAAAUCACUUUUAUAUCAGAGAUUAUAGAAAAGCAUGUAAAUAUGUAUAUUAUUUAAUAUAGUGUUAUGUAUUUAAUAGUUUAUUUAUAGAAAAAAAAGAAAU